AUGGCCCCCACCACAAUCCUCCCACCGCCCAACCUCCCGCCCAUCACCGCAACCCCCCUCACGCCCGCCGCCUUCCACCCCUUCGGCAGCGUGAUCCAACGCCCUCCCCCCACCACCUCCACCACCACCACCACCACCACCACCACCAGCACCCCCACAACCGUAAACCAAGGCACAGCCCAAAAGCACCCCAAAGUCUCCGUCAUCACCACCACCCAGCCCCCCAGCGGCACCCCCGCGCCCAUCAACAUCAACAUCUUCGUCUGCGCCCCACGCACGCUCUCCGGCCCCGCGCGCAACACAUUCGCAUGCACCAUCCUCGAGCGGCACCCGUACAGCUCGCAGUCCUUCAUCCCGCUCGCCCUCCCGCCGUGCGCCGAUAACGACACGGCGUCGCGGUACCUGGUUAUUGUUGCGCCGACGCUGCGCGAUGUCGAGGGGGCGCCGCCGGAUCUGGAGGGGUUGAGGGCGUUUGUGUGUUCGGGGGUGCAGGGAGUGACGUAUGCGGCGGGGACGUGGCAUGCGCCGAUGGUGGCGCUGGGGGAGGUGGAGGUGCAGUUUGCGGUGGUGGUGGCGGAGAAUGGCGUUGAGGGGGAGGAUACGCAGGAGGUGGGGAUUGCGGGUGGCGGGGUGGGGGUUGUGGUGGUGGGCGUGGGGGAGGGGGUGGGGGGGUUGUGGGGGAGGACGAAGGCGAGGUUUUAG
This is a messenger RNA of Morchella sextelata, 702 nucleotides long. RefSeq lists its product as uncharacterized. The coding region runs from base 1 to 702 and encodes 233 amino acids. NCBI's taxonomy places the organism in Eukaryota, Fungi, Ascomycota, Pezizomycetes, Pezizales, Morchellaceae. Gene Ontology annotation, molecular function: ureidoglycolate hydrolase activity; ureidoglycolate lyase activity. Gene Ontology annotation, biological process: allantoin catabolic process. The transcript has a single exon. The record is from RefSeq and is a predicted model, not a curated record.